Messenger RNA from Acanthisitta chloris (rifleman), 4000 nucleotides. It is a transcript of the gene SYNRG, whose product is annotated as synergin, gamma. Bases 28 to 3894 code for a protein of 1288 amino acids. Lineage: Eukaryota; Metazoa; Chordata; Aves; Passeriformes; Acanthisittidae. The record is from RefSeq and is a predicted model, not a curated record. Gene Ontology annotation, molecular function: protein binding. Gene Ontology annotation, cellular component: clathrin coat of trans-Golgi network vesicle. The transcript has 21 exons.
AUCCUCUUUUGUUCCUUCCACAGCUUCAUGUUUCCUGUGGCAGGUGGUUUAGGCCCUCCUCAAGGGAUGAUUCCUAUGCAGCAGCAAGGAUUUCCUAUGGUUCCUGUCAUGCAGACCAAUAUGCCAGGGAUGAUGGGAAUGAACUAUGGAUCUCAGAUGCCUCCUGGAGCCAUGACCAUGCAGGGUGGGAUGCCCCUGGGGCCGAUGCCAGCGGCCGGAAUGCCGUACAUGGGACAGGCUCCGUUCCUGGGGAUGCGCCCGGCCACACCACAGUACACCCCUGACAUGCAGAAACAGUUUGCAGAGGAGCAGCAGAAGAGGUUUGAGCACCAGCAGAAAUUCUUAGAAGAAGAAAGAAAACGGAGGCAAUUUGAGGAGCAGAAGCAAAAGUUGAGGCUCCUGAGCAGUGUGAAGCCCAAGACAGGUGAAAAAAGCAGAGACGAUGCCCUUGAAGCCAUUAAAGGGAAUUUAGAUGGCUUUUCCAGAGAUGCUAAAAUGCACCCAACACCAGCAUCACAUCCCAAAAAAACAGGCUCUUCCUUGGAGGAGAAAGUCUUAGCAAAUGGCUCAAAUGAAUCUGAACAGGAGCAAACCCAACUUCAAACACCCGAAGCUGGGCACAAAGCCUCGGCUGCAAGCCAAGCUCACCCCAGUUUAACCAGCACUGACUGGGCUGGUGUAAGUGGACAUGAAAGUGGUCCCACUGCUGCAGAGGUGCACAAGGCUUCAGAACAAACCAGAGCAGUGGAAGAGUGUGGGGUUGGAGUGUUCCCUUCCCAGGACCCAAUUCAGCAAAUGAUGCCUCCUUGGAUCUACAAUGACAGCUUGGUCCCAGAGCUGUACAAGAAAAUCUUGGAAACCACUUUGACUCCUGCUGGAAUAGAUACAGCCAAGCUCUACCCCAUCCUGAUGUCAUCUGGAUUGCCCAGGGAGACGCUGGGGCAGAUCUGGGCUCUGGCCAACCGCACCACCCCGGGCAAGCUCACCAAGGAGGAGCUCUACGCUGUGCUGGCCAUGAUCGCCGUGACGCAGAGAGGAAUCCCUGCCGUGAGUCCGGACGUGCUGAACCAGUUUCCUGCUGCUCCCGUGCCCACUCUGAGCGGGUUCCCAGUGUCUCUGCCCGCGGCAGUGAGCCAGCAGGCACUGCUGCCUGCGGCCCCUCCGGGCUCUGUGCCCCUGGGCAUGGCACCACCCGUUCUGGGCGUUGGCAUCCCGGCCCCGCAGGCUGCAGCUCCAGCACAGGCCCCCGCGGGAUUCCUGCCCUCCUACCCGCCCGGACAGGUAGUAAAACCAGAAGAUGAUGACUUCCAGGAGUUUCAAGAUGCUUCCAAGUCUGGCUCACUGGAUGACUCCUUCACAGAUUUCCAAGGGGAUGUAGGUGGCUCCUCCAAAGCAGCCAGUUCACAGCACCGAAGCAGUGUUCCUUCCUUACUAAUGCCAGUGCCAGGUACCAAGCCACUCUCCUCAGCUGACAAGUAUGCUGUGUUCAAAGGAAUGGCAGCUGAGAAGCCUCCUGAGGGUGCAGCUGCUUUUGGAGAAGGAGGGGACAAGUACAGUGCAUUCCGGGAACUGGAGCAGCCAGCAGACAGCAAGUUCUUAGGAGAUAACCUUGCAGAGUUCAAGCCUGCAGGAGCCGAUGAUGGUUUCACCGAUUUCAAAACCGCUGACAGUAUCUCACCAUUAGAGCCACCCACAAAGGACAAACCCUUCCCUCCACCCUUCCCUCCUCUGCCUGCUCAGCCAAAACAGCCAACACAAACCAAGACCCCUUUGAAUCUUGCAGACUUGGAUCUCUUUUCCUCUCCUGGAGAAAACAAGCAGCCAUCCUUUCCACCUGCAUUUAAUACCUCCAAACCAGGCUCCUUUCCCCCCCCGCCACCUCCAUCCACCACUGCCCAGCCAGUGCCCAGCAAGAGCUCAAGCUUAGCUGAUGACUUUGGAGAGUUCAACCUUUUUGGGGAAUUUUCUAACGGAGCAUCAGCCACUGGACAAGAUGACUUUGCAGAUUUUAUGGCUUUCAACAACAGCAGCGGAUUUUCCGAGCAAAAACCAGAUGACAAAUACAAUGCACUUAAGCUGGAAACCAGUCCUGGCCCUCAGGCUGCCUCAUCUGCCAGCACAGGGAAGGGUGGGCAGAGUUCUGCCACCACUGCUACACCCACCAAGUAUGACAUCUUCAAACAGCUGUCCCUGGAAGGCUCCGGGGUGGGCUUUGAGGAGGCGAAGGACGGUGCGCUCUCCUCGGGGAAGAGUGAUGAUGAUUUUGCUGACUUUCACUCCAACAAGUUCUCUUCCACAUGCAGCAGCACAGAGAAGUCACUGGUGGACAAAGUGGCAGCUUUCAAGCAGGCCAAAGAAGACUCUGCUUCGGUGAAAUCCCUGGAUCUGCCUUCCAUUGGUGGCAGCAGCGUGGGCAAGGAGGAUUCCGAAGACGCGCUGUCUGUCCAGUUUGACAUGAAACUGGCUGAUGUGGGAGGAGAUCUUAAGCAUGUCAUGUCUGAUAGCUCUUUGGAUUUGCCAACAGUUAGUGGCCAGCAUCCACCAGCAGCAGAUCUAGACGACUUAAAAUGUGCCCCGUUUGGAAGCUGUAACAGUGGCUCUGCAGUCAGCAGCCUGGCAAGCUAUGAGUGGUCUGACAAAGAGGACAUUCAGCAGGGCAAGAGGCUCUCCUGCCCGGCCCAGCCCGCAGGAAGCGCAUCCUCCACGGCCACUUCUGUCCUUCAGAAGAAGGAGACCUUGUUUGGCAGCUCAGAAAACAUUACCAUGACAACAGUUUCCAAAGUGACAACCUUUUCCAGCGAGGAUGCUUUACAGGAUGUUCCCUUCGCAGCCUUUGCGAACUUUAAAGACUCCGCUCCAAUCUCCGGCGCUCCCGGUGCCGACGGCGUCGCAGACUUCGGGGAUUUCGCUAGACCUCCCUCAGAAGCUCAGGAUGCAGCAGCAGCUGACACGGCCCAGGAGGCAGAUUUCCUCACUGGGGGUGUCUCCUCGGAGCUGCGAAGGGAAUCCACUGAUGACUUUGGAGAAUUCCAAAGCGAGAAACCGAAAAUCAGCAAGUUUGACUUCUUGGUGGCAACUUCCCAGGGCAAGGUGAAAUCCAGCGAAGAGAUGAUCAAGAGUGAACUGGCUACAUUUGACCUGUCCGUGCAAGGGUCUCAUAAAAGGAGCCUGAGCCUAGGGGACAGGGAAAUCAGUCGCUCCUCACCUUUGCCAGCUCUGGAACAGCCGUUCAGGGAUCGCUCCAACACCCUGAGCGAGAAGCCAGCACUGCCUGUCAUCAGGGACAAGUACAAGGACUUGACUGGGGAGGUUGAGGAAAGCGAGAGAUACGCAUACGAGUGGCAGAGGUGCCUGGAGAGUGCUCUGCAGGUCAUAAAGAAAGCAAACGACACCUUAAAUGGAAUAAGUAGUUCAUCUGUUUGCACUGAAGUUAUCCAGUCUGCUCAAGGCAUGGAAUAUUUACUGGGGGUUGUUGAAGUCUACAGAGUAACCAAGAGAGUGGAACUGGGCAUCAAAGCAACUGCUGUUUGCAGUGAGAAGCUCCAGCAGCUGCUGAAGGAUAUUGAUAAAGUGUGGCACAACCUGAUCAGCUUCAUGUCACUUGCAGCUCUAACGCCAGAUGAAAACUCCCUGGAUUUCUCUUCCUGUAUGCUGCGCCCAGGGAUUAAAAAUGCCCAGGAUCUUGCCUGUGGAGUGUGUCUCCUGAACGUGGAUUCCAGGAGCAAAAAAGAAGAGAAACCUGUGGAAGAGCUUCCUAAAAAAGCCUUUAACUCUGAGACAGACAACUUCAAGCUGGCGUACGGAGGGCACCAGUACCACGCUAGCUGUGCCAACUUCUGGAUCAACUGCGUGGAGCCCAAACCUCCAGGUCUCAUCCUGCCAGACCUGCUCUGAAGGCGGCUGAAGAUGCAGCUUUGGCUCUAGUAAUGCAGGACUUGGGGUAACUGGUGGGCUGGGUUGGUGGAGAGGCUGGAGCUGGGGUUUGGCUUGGCAAUGUUUG